Molecule: messenger RNA, 270 nt
Organism: Gongylonema pulchrum
Lineage: Eukaryota; Metazoa; Nematoda; Chromadorea; Rhabditida; Gongylonematidae
Source: the annotation of a GenBank genome assembly
AUGUUAUGUUUCUUUUUGAUAACAGAAAAUGAAAGAAGGCACGAUGCGGAGAAGCAAUCUUCUCGGGAUGAUCGAGCACGGCCACGCAGCCGAUCUCCCACAAGGCGACGUAUGUAUGAUGAGAGAAUGGAAAAGAAAAAGGAACGUUCUCGUUCGCCGAACAGAUCUCCGCCGCGCCGAAAAUUUACGGAGCGAAAGGAGGAGACUCGAAAGCGUAGUAGAAGCAACGAACGUCGCAAAAGGUUUGCAUAUCUUUGUUUUUAUGGUUAA